AUGUCAACUAUUGUUGGUAACAUAUAUCCUGAUGAAUUAAUUGGGCUUCUUUGUGAGGAGCUAGCUUAUAACAAAGGCAGCGUACCAUUUUCCAAGCUUUGGGAAUUAGUUGCUAAUAUCAUGAAUUUAUCUAAUAAGAAGAUUAAGCAAUUUGUCUUUCAAUGCUUAGUAUCGUGUGAAGAUAUCCGACUUUGCCAUGAUAGUUCCGAAGAAGUAAGAGACUAUAACACAGUAGUUUCGAAUCCAUCCGCAUACCAUAUUGUACUCGAUGAAGAUAGACUUUGGAAAAUCCUAACAGGCUAUAUUAAAAAGGAAUCUACGAUCGGAAACUUUGCUUUUGCUCUAUUGUUAGAAAUUGCCAAAUCGAAGGAAAAUGGUGUCAAUACCAUUGAUUUAGCCCAAGCUACUAAUCAAGAUUCUAGGAGUAUCACAGGACGUCUGAAAAAACUAGCCCACUUAGUUGUUGGGACACAGAUAGUUUAUAAAGGGCAUGUGGUGAAAUUACUUAAACUUAAAAAAUUUGUUAAAGGUUCCGAAAGAUCAUAUGUUAACAUGAGAGAUCAUCUAGCUACAAUUGUUAAGAUAGUGAAAGAAUCAAAAAAUGGGCUGCGGCAAGUGACUGACUUGAAGCGGGAACUUGGAUUUGAUAAAGCAAAAAGACAAUCAAAGGCAUUUACUGCUGCAAUCUCAUGGUUGGAUGAAAAGCAAUACUUGAAGAAAGUGCUGGUGGUGUCGCCUAAUAAUACUGCCAUAAAAAUAAAAUGUGUGAAGUAUCAACGUGAUUACGAUGGAAUGAGAAACUCAAAUGCAUUUGACGAUGAUAAUGAAAGCUCUGAUGAGGAUCCUGGUGAUAAAAGUGGGCUUGACGAUGAGGAUGACGAAGAUAUUGUGGAAGGAUUGGAACACUUGAGUACUGGCACCUUAUUGCAGGAACCUGGUUUAAUUUUAGAAGAGAAUCUAAGCGCAGACAAGGAUUUUCCAUUGCUUAAUAGAUUUUAUCCAAUUCAGAAUCAAACUUACGAUUUGGCAGAAAAAUCUGAUUUAAGUGGUGCAUCAACCAUAGAAGUUGUGAAUAAAAUAACUGGAAAAGAGUACAAAAGGGCGUUUACGAAAUACAGUGAAUAUUACUUAGACUCAGCAGGGAAAACAUCACAGGAUUCCUCAGGCUUCAAUAUCAUUCGUGUUUACGACUUCGAUGGAAAAAAGAAAUUUUUCCGUUUGUUUACAGAAACUAACUAUAAAAGGUUAACAGGCUCAUCAUCUGGGAUGAGCGGCUUUAAGAAAAGAGAUGAAAUUGCUCAAAAGGAUGAUUUGUCAACUUUGAACCGGAAAAAUUUUGUUGCUCUAAGUAAUACUUUGCAUUUUACAACUGAUCAUAGUGGCAUCCACACCUUUUUUUGGAAUGGUGAAAUCAAAGGGUUGAAGAAGAAUAAUGGUCUGCCAAAAGAGAAAAAACGGCGUCAGUCAUUGGUAGAAAGAGAUUCUAAUAUUGACGUUAGCGAGAAAAACCUGGUGAAGAGGAAAAAGAUGGCUGAGAGAAACAAUACUAUGUAUCCUACUUUGAUUCACAUGGAUGCUAUUGACCCAACUAUUUCUCGAGAACAGUCACAAGAAGAACAAGUAAAGCCUGAAAUUAUCACGAUUGGCGGCUUUUCAGCGGCUUCAUUAAGAUCAUUAAAACGGCAGAAGGCAAUAAUCGAGGUAUUGAAAAGACAAGGAGGAGUCACUUACCUAAAAGAACAAUUUUUUGAAAAUUUGUCGAAAUAUAUGGAAUCAAAUACCCAAGUAGACAAGAAGACAGCUCGCCGAGAUGUAGAUCUGAUGGUAGCUAGUGGUAAACUUUUGGAUAGAGUUGAUCCUGUUACGAAACGAAGAAUUGUUUUCCUUCCUGAAGUAGAUGAUGCAACCAUAACAAACUACGUUGUCAAUGAAAAAGACCAUAAAAAAGAACACUUUACGGAUAUUAUUCACAAUACAGACAUAUAUUUCUUCGAUCAGACUGAAAAGAAUAGGUUCCACAGAGGUGCGAAAUCGGCAGAAAGGAUCCGGAAAUUUCAGAAAGGCACAAAAAAUAAGAAAGAAACAGUUGAUCGCACUAAGAAAGCAGAUGUUGUUGCGUCGAAUAGAUCAAUAUCGAAGCCAAGAAAGGACCCCACUAAGGAAAGGUCUAAAAAGGCGGCAUUUAAAGCAUCUAAGAAGCAAUCGAGAGAACUUGAAACGUUUUUCCACCUCGGUACGAAAGCUGGACUACAAGCUUUAAUUAUGUGCGUAGUGAUUACGAAAAGUAUUACAAAUGAAAUCAAAUGGGAUCUGAUUACGAGGCUAUUUCCACAUAAUUCUUUAGAUAAUCUUAAAAAGCAGUGGACCAUUCGGAGGGUAAGGAUGGGAAGCAUUGGCUGGAAAGUUCACGUAGAGAAAUGGAAGAAAGUUCUUGUAAAGGGUAUUAAGGAUGGGCUCAUUACAUUAGAGGAAGCAGAACAGUUAGACCUUCCGAAAUUAAUUACUUUAUGGAACUCCUUCAAGGAAGAUAGAGGAAAGACUUCGAUUUCAUUGUACAAAGCUUACGAAGAUAAUAAGAGAAAUAUUUCUUUAGUACGUGAAGACGAUGAUAAGAUGUCUCCUGCCGGACUAAUGAUGUCCUCCAUGGUUCAGAGAGAAAUGGCCUCACUAAAUAACACAUAUGCUUUUGAUACAGACAAGCCGUCUAUUAAAGAACUGAUUGCUAAUGAUACACGAGGGAAAAUUAGAGCAGUUAUACGGUCCAUAUUGGUGGAAAAUGUUUCUAUAACCAAAGAAAGAAUUGAAGCUUUAGAAAAUGUUACGAAUGAUGAGGUUGAUAGAGUGGUUAUGGACAUGGCUAAAGAGAAACAACUUUAUCUUCAUGGAUCGAAGUUAGAAGCGACAAGUAUAGCAGAAGAAUUCUCUAACUCUAAAGGAAGAACAUCAAACUUCGAGCAAUCUGCGACAUACUAUAAGAGAAUAUUAGCGGUGUUUGAAGGAAGUAACGGGUUGGUUAUGAAUACAGAGACGGCUGACACUUCGACAUGGUCUUUGAUUGACCUUAUUUCUCGGAAAUCGGUUAAUAUGGAUAUAAUUCCAAUGCAAAAAGAUAGUCACAGGCUAAAUUACGUGACAAGACGUUUCGAAAUUGGCUCUUUGACUCCCCCUUUGAUUAUCUAUCCAAAGAACAGAUUAGAAAGCUACAAGAAUGGAAAGAAUAUUUCGAUUCCUGCUGGGAAACCAUUUUCAAGGCUAUGGAUUGACUCAACUGGAGAGAUUAGGACUAACUUAUGGAAGAAACAACUGAGUUCAGUUCUUUUCGAGAUUUUAUUUUCGCCUGGCAUUACUCUUACUUCUUUACAAAAAACCUGUAGCGGUUCUGUUUCAUUGCUUGAAGCAUCAGAAAUUUGCGACUGGUUAUUUCAGAAAGAGCUUUUAGCAAAAACAUCUUACGGUGGUUUCAAAGUUACAUCGAAUUGGUAUUCAUUGUUUCUUUAA
Messenger RNA from Naumovozyma dairenensis CBS 421, 3498 nucleotides. RefSeq names its product transcription factor TFIIIC subunit TFC3 (gene TFC3). NCBI's taxonomy places the organism in Eukaryota, Fungi, Ascomycota, Saccharomycetes, Saccharomycetales, Saccharomycetaceae. The transcript has a single exon. Gene Ontology annotation, cellular component: transcription factor TFIIIC complex. Gene Ontology annotation, biological process: 5S class rRNA transcription by RNA polymerase III; transcription initiation at RNA polymerase III promoter. The record is from RefSeq and is a predicted model, not a curated record. Gene Ontology annotation, molecular function: DNA binding. Bases 1 to 3498 code for a protein of 1165 amino acids.